AUGAAGUUUCCACUCGUCCUUGUCUCGCUCCUGCAGCUUGCCGUGGCCUCUCCGGUCGCCCUUGAUGGGAACAACGGAGCCACGACAGGCAGUGGGCUUGUCACUCGUGCAACCGAGGACGAAAAAAUGACAACCAACAUUGUGUUCAACAUCAACCUUGAAGCGUUCGCUAAGCGCCGCAAGAACAAGAACCCGAAGAAUCUCAUCUGGGAGUCCGACAACUGCACCAAGUCUCCAGACAAUCCUCUCAAGUUUCCCUUCGCGGUUGCGUGCCAGCGCCAUGAUUUUGGAUACAACAACUAUCGGAAGCAAAACCGUCUCAGGAAGAACGGUAACAGGAAGAAGAUUGAUGUCAACUUCAGAAAAGACCUCAUGCACCAGUGCGAUGUGCAUAAGAAGUCAAAGUUCAAGUGCAAGGCCCUCGCAUGGGUCUACUACGGCUUCGUCCGUGCGUACGGAGACGGAGGCUCCAAGAAGCGAGACCUGGAUCAUGAUCUUCUUGACCGAGAGGACAGUACUGUUGAGAUAUCACCCAACAUUUCUACUGAUGAGCUGCAGACUGAUCCUUUGUAUGCUGAACCUGACACCGAUACUGCUACUACCCAGGAUGAGUUGGAGGCUGCUUAUGAGAAGUAUUUGGGGGCGUACCAUGCAAGCAAGGAGUAG
Clonostachys rhizophaga is the source of this 666-nucleotide messenger RNA. The record is from the annotation of a GenBank genome assembly. NCBI's taxonomy places the organism in Eukaryota, Fungi, Ascomycota, Sordariomycetes, Hypocreales, Bionectriaceae.